AUGGAUGGUAAAUUGGUGAGAGAAAUGCCCAAGAACUUUUCUUACAUCGAUUUUAGGAAAUUCCUUACAGAAGAAUCUGCCAAGGGGAAGCAGUUCAUUACGUUUUUGGACAACUACAAGACUGAGGUUCCUGACAUAAUCGGACAAUACAGACAUGAGUGUCACGAGGAUUCAAGUUCAUCAAAAGCGUGUUGUCCGUUGCGUGGGAACCCGCGGAGACGUUGCAAGGCCUGUUGGUUGCGUGCGGGCCUGGAGAACCUUUGCGACCUCGACUUUCGGACAUACAAGGGCAUGAUGUUGUGCUUGCCGGAGCAUAUGCAUGUCAAGUUGCCGCCGCGAUUUCGGUUUGCCGACAAGGCAAAAAGAGGCGCUGCUGCUGCUGCUGACGACGACAACGACGACGACGACGACAUCGACGACGACGAGCAUUACGGGCAUUUGUUGGAAGAGGUGGAUGAUCUGAAGUUUGCAGAAGGGGUGGAUAGUGUCGAGUUGCUGCAUCUUUCAAUUUGCGUGUGGAACUCCAGUAAAUAUGGUACUGCCGUAACUGGGAGGUGCGUGAGGCAAUGGGAGGAUCCUUACUCCUCUUACAUUUACUCUUUGGACACGGAUCGAGGAAACCUGGUUGUCGCUGGAUAUGCCGAAAAUAGCAUAGUUCGAAUUUUCGACUGUCGAACUGCCGUGCCCGUGAAGGAAAUGUACGUGACGAGGUUGAGAUCGCCGAUCUACAGCGUCUCUUUCGACACGUGUGCAAUUUAUGCUGCGCUGGAUGUAGCGUUGAUGAUGGUGGAUUUUAAUCACUGUGUCAAACAUUAUCGUGUCAAUGCCGACACAGCCACGCUUCACUGCGUGAAUUCUUCAUUCGUCAAGGAAGAAAGACUUCCGCGAAAUCUUCGCCGAGGCUUCAGAUGACCAUGACAAUGAUCACUGCCUUCAAUCCAUGUUUUAUUUUCUAAAAUGUUUCUACUAACGAAAAGAAAAUGUACCGUUUCUCGUUACCGAAUGCUUCGUGAUGUGUGAAUUUUUUUUCUUGAAUUGCACAACUUGGAAAGUGAAGGAGAAACUUGUCGAGCGAUAAAAUGGAUAUAUUUUA
Messenger RNA from Notodromas monacha, 1093 nucleotides. The record is from the annotation of a GenBank genome assembly. NCBI's taxonomy places the organism in Eukaryota, Metazoa, Arthropoda, Ostracoda, Podocopida, Cyprididae.